Molecule: messenger RNA, 29378 nt
Organism: Caenorhabditis auriculariae
Lineage: Eukaryota; Metazoa; Nematoda; Chromadorea; Rhabditida; Rhabditidae
Source: the annotation of a GenBank genome assembly
AUGGGAAAGAAUAAGGGAAAGCGCGUAAGUUUUCAUCAUCAAUCUUUGAUCCAAAACUCACAUAUUGUGAUAUUAAUAGUCAAAAUUGGACUUAUUGAAGAACCGUGGUGGAGGCCGAAACACGAGCAAAAAUGAGACAAACGACUCGCUUGAUUUCGGAACGAAUCGCGGAAAUAUUAAUACUCGCAACCAACCAACUAAUAAUGCGGUUUGUGAAACUUAUUUUCCUGGGAAAAUAUUUUUAGAACCCUAAUCAAUUUGGAGCCGGAAAAAGUCACGGUGGAUUUUCUACCGGUGCUUUUGGGGCUGCAGGAGGACUUGAUGUCGAUGACAGUCUGAAUCAGGUGAAAAUGAGUUUUUUUUUCUCUUAAAAAAAUAAUUUUUAGAGUGAAAUCGUCGUUCCUGUGAAUAAUCCUGGUCAUGGCGAUGCUGGAUACGAUGUAAACGCUCAUUAUUGUUUUUUUUUAAGAGCGGAUCUUCGAAAAUUUUUGUUUUCUUGAAAAAUUCGAGAAAAUUUUCUGAUUAACAUAUCACAUAUAUGGUUGAAAUUAUUCUUAUUGUUUUUUGAAAAAAUUGAUUUUUUGCAACCUUGUGAACGAUUUUUUUCAUUUUCUUGUGGGCCACCCUUUAAAAGUUUUUUUCAUAAACUCAAGGAUCCAUAAAAAGAGUUUUUAGGGACAGAAAAUAUUUCAGAAAGAGAGUGACUGUAAAAUUGGACAGAUCAACUAAAAUUUUAAAGUUUUUUUAUUUCUCAGGUUGUCGAUAGACUGGGAUAUGCUGAGCCGAAACCUCGUAGCAGGCAGAUCAGCGUUUCUUCCCACAAGGUUUUUAAGAAAAAAAAAAGGAAGACUGCUCAUUGAAAUAUAAUUUUUCAGUCGCAAAUCCACGGCUCCAAAUCGAAUAUCUUCGACUAUGCGGCCAAUGAUUACGGUCAUCAGGGAGACGAAAUUGAGAUCCAGAGCUCCGAUUUUCGCGGGAAGGAAAGUUUCGGCGGUUCUCAACAAAUUUUGGCGAGGAGCCGCGCCAACAGCGGCUAUCUCAAUGUAGUUGAAUUUUUUUAUAAUCAAAAAAAUCAACUUAUUUUUUGCAGGAGCCAUCGAACAACAUCUUCAGCAGCCGAGGCAAUUUACUGCCCCAAAAUGAGCCGAUUAAUGUUAGAAGCCGUGCGGCCAGUCACGUUUCUGACAGGGUUCUUAUUCACCUUUAAUUUGUGAAGAAAUUGACGAAAAAAAUAGGGAAAAAAAAUUUUAAUUUAGGGGAGAGAAAAGGGGAAUCGACAUAAAUAAGCAAAAAAUUAUUUUUUUUUUUGUCGAGUUUUCCAUUUUUUUCUUAUCGAGCCUUUCAUUUUUCUGCGAUUUAAAAGGCUCAAGAAAUGUUGGAUAAAGGGAGAGGCAGAAAAAAUUGUACAUAAGAGUCAAUGAAAUGGCGCGAAAAGUAGCAAAAAGAAGCUUUUUUCAUCCUAAAAAGAACAGUUCUAGGAGCCUUCAUUCCAUUCUUUCCAACUUUGCAUAUUAACUAACUUAUCCAUUUCUUUUCUCACAGGCCGGUCUCGAAGACGUCGACUAUCGGACUUCUUACGCAGCUCCGCAGAAUCUUCACAAGUCCGAGACUAAUAUUAACCGAGAUGAACACUUUUUGAACCCUACUAACCGCUCUAAUAGUGUUUACUCUCACAAGGUUCUCAUAAAAAUGAGGAAUUUUGAAAAUAAGGGAAAGUUUCAGUCAGCGUUUGAUGUUGAUCAACGCGGCCAAGUCGUUGAUAUACCUGUAAAUCGAAACAGAAGCGUCAGCGUUGCGUCGCGUAAGGUGAAAAUUCACUUUUUUUUUGUCAUGGAAAUUGUCCCUUUAUCACUUUUUUGCUGAAAAAUUUGUUUCAGUCUGGAUUUGGCCAAGGAGAAGAGGUCCAUAUCCCCAUCACGAAGAGAAAUAGCGUCAGCAUCGCUUCCCGAACGGUUCAUUUUUGCAGCGAAAAAUUGGAAUCAAUCGUUUAAUUAUUUUUUUAAAAUAAUGUUUUGGCCAUGUAAAAAUAUUGUGCAGGUUUUUUUGAAUUUUUUUGAAAUUUCCAGAAUUUCUUAUUUUAAUUAAAAAAAUUUCAUGUUGAGAUACGUGAAAUUUGACUGUUUUGAAAUAGAAGAUAUCUUUCCAUCUUUAUAUUUUAGAGAAAUUUGUUUUUUUCGAAACUUAGAAGGGAUGAUCCAACAGACCGAAAAAAACGGACGUUUUUAAAAAAACAUUGAAAAAAAUGAAAAAAAUAGAAGUUUUGAAAUAAAUUUCUCUAAUCUUUAUUUUCAGUCCGAAUACAUAAAAAAAUUUUUUUGGCCUUGUAUAGAAAAAUUUCAUAAUUUUUUACAGUUUGAAAGUGUAAAAUCCUUUCGGAAAUGCAUCUUCAAACUAAAAUUUCAUUUUCCAUUUUGAUAAAUUGGUGAAGUUUGUUCAUACACCUUAUCAAAACCAAAAGAUUCAACUCAACGAAAAAUGGAAACUUUAAAAAAAAAAAAUUCAAAAAAAAAAUGAAGUGAAUGAAUAUUUCCAACUUUCAUUUUUAGUCCGGAUACGGUCACCAUGAACCUGAUUUUCCUCAAAACGAGGUGGAAAUUCCUGUCACUCGUGAGAGGACAAUGAGCAUCGCUUCCAAUGGAGUUGGCUUUUUUGCGUUUUGACUGGAUUAAGGGUAAUUUUGAAGGGUGGAGACGUUGGUCAAGGUCGAGAAGUUGAGAUUCCAAUCACUCGUGGAAGGAGUUACAGCGUAGCUCCGGGGAAGGUGGUUUUCUGGGGAUUUUUAUGGAAAUUGCUUCUUGAAAAGACGAAAAAUAGAAGCUCAAAAGUUUCAAAAAUGAACUUUGAGAUUUUGCAUAAACUUGCUAGACUUUUAAGCGUGUACCCAAUCAUUUCUGUAAAGAAAAAUAAUUUUUUAGCGUUUUUUGAAGCGUUAGAACUCGAAAAAAGAAUCAUGUGGAUAGAAAAUUUUGGGUUAUUCAAAUUUCCAAGUCAAUUUUUAGAAAAAAAAAGUUCUUCUCUGAACCUUCUUGAUAAGAUUUUUCCAGUUUUUUCAUUAAUUCAAGAUUUAAAAAAAAAUGUUAGAUUAUUUUUUGUUUAUUCGAAACCUUUUUCAUGUCCGUGUGACGGAAAUCUUGAUUUAAAAAAUUUCCAGUUUUUCCCAUAUGAAUUGAAUAUUUAUCAUGAAGAAGUCUAAUUUUCUUUACUCAACUUUUUCUUUAUUCAGACCGAUCGUCAAAAUGAAAACGAAGGAGAAGCUGUGGAAAUCCCGAUAAACCGACAGAGAAGCCUGAGCGUUGCGGCCAGAACGGUGAUUGUUGAAAAGAAACCUUUUUCCUGUCAAUUUCAUUAUUUUUCCUUUUUUUUUUUCCUUUUUCAUCUUCAUCAUAUACUGUUUUUUAUUUUCUCCGUUAUUUUUGCCGUUUUCUCUGUUUCUUUCUACAUGAAGAUGAAUUCAGUCGGGAUCGGACCGCCCGACAGAACUGCUCCAGAUUCCCGUUAAGCCGAAACCACGGAGCAGAACGGUUUCAUUCAAUGUAAGUUAGCAAUAUAGAGACAUUUGAAAAAAAAAGUCUUGGGAUGUGUGUAAAGUUCAUUAUUAUUCAAUGAUUUGCUUUAAUUUUUCUUGAAAUUAAGGAAUUUUCGUCUGUAAGAUUGAUUCAAAAAAUGUUUUUCCUUCCAUUCUGGUCACUUUUUAGAAGGUCCGGAAGAAAUUAUGUUUUCAGGAUUUUCAAGGUUCAGUUCAUCUUCGUAUAAAUCCAUUUUUUCUCAAAACCAUAGUUAGGAAGAAGACACUUUUCAGAAUCUCCCAGAAAAGUUAUCUUCGUUUUUAUUUUUAAUUUCCCCUUUCUCUUUGGGAAAUCAGUUUUUGGAACCUUAUUAUGGGAGGCAUUUAUGUAAAAGCCAAAUAUCAGCUUUUCCUAUAGUCUGUGUGCCACGACUUGAAAUUUCACGGAACGACAUUCCGCUGUUCCGCUGCGUGCGUUCGCGAAGCGUCUUUCGAAUCUAGGUCACGCUUUCGAUUGAUUGUUACUGCUGUCGGAGCACAUGGAAGUAGAGUACCUUAAUAAAAGAAAAAAUUAAAGGCGCGACCAAGGUUCGCAAAGGCGCGCAGCGGCACAGCGGAAUGUCGUUUGGUGAAAUUCUAAGUCGUGGUAGACAAGCUAUACAUCAUGAACAUUGCAAAAAAUUUUUUCAUAAAUUUGAGCUCAUAUACAAAAAAAAGUGGUUUUCCAGGACCAACAAGCUGAAGCAGAGGCGAAAGCCGAGUUAGACGCGGCCUUCGGUCCGGCCGGCUCCCAUUUGUCCAUCAACCACAGUCGCCAUUCCCUGCACCCUCACACUCUGAAAAGAGCGACGAGUUCUGUGAUUCCCGGGGACCCGGAACCUUUCCGCAGGACCAGUGCUGCCAACAGCGUCGUCUCGCACAAAGUUUGAACCAACCGAAAAUUCAGUUUCAAAAGAAAGAUUUUUGAAAAUCUGGCUGAAGCUUAUUCGAAAUUCUCUAUAGCAUCCUGAUCCUUAAACAAGUAAAAAUCACUUUUAUUACUUUUUAGAGGAAUUAUGACUGCUUGAAGUUAAAAAUUUAUCAUUGAACUGAAGAAAUAAGGAAUUUUGAUGCUUUUAUGAGUCUGUUCAGUUUUUAAAUUUCAAGUUUUCUCAUGUUGGCUAGUAGGUCCUAACACCUGGAGAUUUUCCUUUCUUUCAUUCGCGGUGUUCUAAAAAAGUGCCAGAGAGGGUGAAAAAAAUGUAUCAAACUGCUUCUUUUUGAAAUGCUCUUGUGGGAAGCUUCAUCAAUGAUUUUUUGGCUUUUUUUUUCAGUCGGGCUUUGAAAACGGCGACUUUUUCGAGAGGAGGAACGCGCCAAGCCGCAACCGACUUGACAGUGUUUCUUCGGCUCAGGUAAAUGAAGCCCGGAAAAGUAAAAUUAUUCAUGAGUAUAGAGAAAUUCGAUUUGAUUUUUAAAAAAUGUGAGUAACUUGAAAUUUUGGUUUCUUGCCUUUUUUUUUGAUGUUUUGUUAUGUUUGUAGUAAUACCCGCGAAAUUCAAAAUUAUCUCUGACUCCGAAAUUUAGUUGUCUUUUUCUUUUUCUGACCCUUAUUUUGGGUUUUGCGGGAACUUUGAACACGCCAUCACCGCAGGUGGAUAUAAUAAAAGUCUGGAAAAAAUUUCUUCUUUCAAAAAAUUGGAUUUUCAUUAUAUCCGUUCAAUCAUUUCAUAAAACGGUUCUCAGAGUCUUCAAAUGAUUCCAUGCAACUUCAGUUUUUGAUAAUUAAACGUCGUUUAUGAGGAAAUCAUUGCAAUUACUAUUUUUCUAAAAAUAUUUUUUCUUUAACUGAGGAUUACUGUACGACGAGCAGAACAUUCAAAAAGAAAAUGAAAGGAAUUCAUGGACUUUGUAAGAAAAUUUUAAGAAAAUUGUUGCAGAACAACCGAGAAACCCUCGACGAUUUCGGCCUCGGCGAUGCGGCCAAUGAGAGAAUUUUGGCCUCGAGUCGGACCAACAGCGUCUUAUCCGACAUGGUUGAGCAUUCCACGAAGGCUCAUUUUCAUGAAAAUGAGUUUGAAGAUCCCUGCCCGCGGAGACGAUUUCAUGGUUCCGAGGAUUCCGCGCAGCCGCCACGCCAGCACGAAUUCCCACAGAGUACCUUGAAUUUUAUCAUUUCUCGCUUGAUUUCCAUCGCUUUUUAUGUGGUUUUUUGAACUCCAUUGGGUUUCUGAUGUAGAGUAGUUUUAAAAAAAUAAUUUUUUUCAUUUUGCUACCUUUGAAAUUUCCGUCAUCAUAUCCCUAAAAAGUUUUUUUGAAUGACCUCAAUUUUUACAUAUUUUUGGAUACUGUUUUACAACAGAAACACAAUGGAGACCUGAAAAACUCAUGAAAACCAUGGAAAUCAAGUAAGAUUUUGGGUGGAAAAGGUCUUUUAGAGGGAUGAAGAACAUUUGGAAGGCCGCCGGAAAAAGUUUUUAUGAAAGCUGGAGCCCAGAAAAUAAUCUAUAAAUUCAAAGGUAUAGAAUCUUCGGGUUUCUCAACUUAGUUCAUUUCAAGAAAAAUUUUCUGUAGCUUUUGUGUACCAGUUUUCUUCUAGCUGAGCUCUUUUUUUCAAAUUUUGAACGGUCGUUUUAAAUAUAUCAUCGCAAGACAUUGAAAACACGAAUAGUUUGGCUUCGAAACCUUUUCAAAGCUUUUUUCUAUCUGUACUUUUAAAACGCCACGCGCUGAAUACACGUUUAUGUCUAUUAAACUAUAAAAACUGGGAAAAAGAAAAGUCCCGAAGCGCGGUUUGGUCAAUUUUGAUGGAAAAAAUUUGUUUAAAAAAAAAAACCGGGUGCGGAAUAGGCUAUAUAUUCCGUCAAGUUAAGGAAAAGCUAUAGAAAACCUUUUUGAAGGAAAUGCAUGAACACGACUCGCGGGACGUUGGGACGGCCGGAGAUAACAGUGUGAGGGCGAUACAUGAAGAUCCCUACUCGCAGCAUCGUCUCAGCCGGGUUUGAAGUGAUGCAAGAAGUGGAAGGGGUUCUAAACUUAUCGAUACUAUUUUUUUUAGAAGCCGUGAAUUUUUCAUUCCUGAAGUUUUUCGAGAUUGAAUGAGAAAGUACUGCUUUUUUAUGCGAAAAAACGAAAUUUUUCAGCUUGGGACUGAUAGAAAAAUAUAAACUUGUACAAAUUUUUUUAUAAAUUGGAGACAUUUUUUUGUAAGAUAAAAAGUGAAACUUAGAUCUCCUUGUAAAAAUAGGGCCAUAUCCUCGAUUUUAAAGGUUUUUUUAGGCUUCAUCGUUAUUUUUAAAUUUUAACUUUUUUUCCGCAGUAUUCAUAUUUUUUUCUUUUUUUCAAUUUCGUCAUUUCAACUUUCUACACUACCUUAUUAAAAAUUCCCAUUUUUUUCUAAGCUUUCGAAUUUUUAUCAUUUUUUUCAUAGCUGGAAUUUGGUUUCCUAGUCCUAUACUUUAAGGCUUAUAGGCAAUUCAUCAGUUUUAGCUUUAAUUUUCCACAGUAUUUUUAUUUUUUUCCUUCUUAAUUUGGUUCUUUCUGUUCAUUAUCUUCUUGUAUUUUCAAGAAUUUUUUAGAACUCCUUUUAUUUCACCUAUUUCCCGAGUAUCUGUACUUAUUGGAUGUUUUUCAAGCUCUCAAUCCACACGAACAACGAUGAGUUCGUUCUGGUCGGCGGGCAUCCCCCGGGCCAAGACAGCGCUUCGAAUUCGAUGCACUCCACUUGUCGCACGGUUUUUAGCCAACAUGUGGAUUUUUAUUGGAAUUUUAUCAAUUUAGGAUGAUUUCAAUGAAGGGCACGACGGUACGUGGAGGUCGAGUGGAGCUCGAACUGUUUGAUUGUUUUCAUUGAUUAAAAAAAUAAAUUUGGUUUAGUCGAUGCAAAACUUGAAAUCUACAUCGACGGAUCAGUUGCUCACCAGAAGUGGAUCGGUAUAGUUUUACCUGUUUUGGUUAAUUUUUUUUGAAAAAUGAGAAAAGCUGUUUUUCACGAGCAUAUACGGGUAUAGUGAGAAGAUCAUAAAAAGAAGAGUCUAAAGCUUCUUUUUGAGUUCCUAGAUAGGUGUCAUAAGGUGUUCGGAAUCCCCUUUUUCUCACCUUUUUUUCCGCCUCUUUCUGUUUUUUUUGUCUCCUAUGAAGAUGCUUUUUUAAAAUGAUGGUCAAGAAAAAAGGAGCCUUCGAGGCCUUUUAACCUUUCUUUUUUUCUAAAGUUUUUUUGAGACGCCCGUGUUUCAUUGGCAGACCAUUUAAAAAAGGUCGGCCAACUCUACCUCUAAAAUCUUCUAAAACUAAAUUUAUCAGCUCUUCUUUGAAUUUUGACAACUGUCAAAUUGUUUCUGACAACUCCGUGGGGAAAAAAAAAUGGUUAUUCUUUGUCAUUUUGGUGAAUUUUUGUGAGGAAAUAUUACCUGCUGAACUAAUCAAGUUUUGUAACCGCUCAUGUAUGUUCACAAGAAGAAAAAAUUGGGAAGACAUUUUCAAAGUUCAUUUAAUCACAGUUGAAGAUGUAUAAGCAGAAAAAGUUUCAUUAAAAAAAUAAUCUUAAUAAAUUUUUCGUGAUCCGUUCAAGAAUAUAACUGUUGUGAUUGGAUAUAAUUUUUUUUUUUUGAUUUUUCAGUUCUUUGUUACUUUUGAUAGAAAUGCAAGAGGUAAAGGUGAAAAUCAAGGAUUUCCUGUUUCGAGGGAAAAUUUUGGAGAGAGCGGUAUAAGCAGUCCUUUUAAGAGUAAAUUUUCACGAAGGAGACACGAAAAAGCUCCUAAAAAUCAUGGAAAAAUCGUGAAAAAGCGAAAAAGCGAAGGACUUGGAAUUUUUUAAAUCGUAUAUCGCAAGAAAUCAACCGAGAAAAGUAGUUUUUUUUCAGUCGAUCCGCUCGGAAAUUCAUGCCAGUCGGGAUGACGUCUUUGAGGAUGAUGAUGUUCUUCAUAAUCAUGAGAUUGUCAUUCCUAACCAGGUUUUGUUUAUAAAAAAAAUCUGGAAUUUUUCCAACUUGGUCGAAACUUGGAGAAUUCUUUUAUGGCGAAGGAUGAACUUAAUUAAAAAACACAGCCGACUCACGGCUGGCUUGAAAAAUGGGUCCUGACACGAUUGAAGAAAGAGACAGUGUCUGGUUCGUGGAGAGCGCAGACAGGCCACGCCCCUAAAUUUCUCAAGCUAAUCAUAAUUCAGAUCUAGCCGAUUCGCGGCAAACUUGAGACGUUUAGGGGCGUGGCCUAUCUGCGCUCUCCACCAACCCGAAACUGUCUCUUUUUAUAAAUCGCGUCAGGACCCAUUUUUCGAUGGCUCAAGUCAAUCACCUAUACUUUGACCUCAAAUAGUUGAAUAUUAUUGCAACCAAAAUCCUCAGGUGAAUUUCAAAAAAAAAGAUCGGAAUUUCAUGUUCUUUUCUAGAAACGGAAUAAGAGUAUAACUUGUAGCCGACGCUGGAUCGACCGCCGGUCCCGCGAAUCCUCCUGAAUGACCAAGAAAUGGGAGAAUCUCGAAGAUCUAGCCAAGACGUAUCCGAGAAGACGUCCACGUACCGCGGAUCCCAGCGAAAUUUAGCCCGAGACGCUUUCGGAUCGAGUUCGACGAACACGUCGAGCCACCAGCCGAACUACAGUAGCAAUGUUGGGAAGCAAAAAAUGAUAAUAUGAUAUCAAAAGCCUCACGGAUCAACUAGGGAACGCUAAUAAGGCCGAAAAGCGCUAUUUUAAGCUGUUGAAGCGUCCUACCUCGAUAACCAGAACUAUUGCGAGAAUUUUUUUCUUGUUUUGCAAUCAGAAUGUCCUGAAGUACAUUUCAGAGGAGUUUCAUCAAAAGUUCAACCGGGAUAAAAAAGUUCCCUAGUUAGUGUUCAAAAAAAUUUUCUUUUCGAGCUUUUGAAAAGACCUUAAAGGAGCCAAAAUCACAGAAAACUACUCAAGCAUCGAAUUUUCAAAAAAUGAACCCUCAAGGGAAACGUAGUUUUGGCAACAAAUGUCCGAAAAAUGAGAAAAGAAAAUACGAAAAAAUUAAUCACACAUUUUUUGUAUGUAGUUUGAUCUUGCCCUCUGGACUGGAUUUAUGAUGACUCUUAUUUUCAAAAUUCUGGUGAAAUUUCAGUUCGCAUAAGAAAAAACGCAGUUUUCUAAAGUUUUAAAAAGAUUAAACUCCAUAAAAAAUAAAGUUGAGAGCGAAAAAAAAAUCUUCGUACCUUUUUUGACGACACUCUUUCAGCAAGUUCUGCGUUUCUCUUCAGAAAAAAAAAUUGAUUCUAAGUUUCUGUUGAUUUAUUGAUUACCCAGGAAAAAAAAACACUUUUGCCAAUUGUGAGUUCAGACGGAAACAAGAAAAACGAGCUUUGGCAGCGAAUCGAACAUACCGUACACCCGCGACAGCUACACGAGCUCAAAGAGAGAUCUCUCCUCUUUGUCGGCUAGAGAUUUGUAUCUGCGCUCAAGGGCCACCUCAAGGGCGAGCAUGGUAAGAAAUCAAAAAGGCGGCAAAAGAUAAGUUUAAAAGAAUGUGGGAUCUUUGCGCAAUGGAUUAUUUCUUCCAAUAAACUUUUGAAAUAGGGUGUUUUUGGGGAAAAGAAACCGGGAAAUUUUUCGAUUUCAUUCUAUAAAAUAAGCACCCGAAACAUGGUGUACACCGAAAAAUUCCAUUAAAUUUUUUUAAAAAUAUAGUUUGACCAUUUAUCGGAGUACUCCGUUGGAGAAGAUCCUGCUUCCGAGAUAGCAAAUGAAUAAAAAAACUUAGGAAGAAGAUUUUUUCUAACAAGUAAUUUCAAUUUACGGCGCGGUUGGUAUUCAUCUGAAAGUCGGCCAGAACACUAAAAAAAUAUCCUGGAAGUUUAAAAAAAGGGAAAUCCUUGAAAAUCCCUUAAAAAUAGGCUUUUUUUGGGGGUUUGAAUGAUAUUUUCUCGAAAUCAAGAAGUUUUUACAGGUUGAGAGUUUCAAAAUCUUCUUUUGAUUUUUUUAUAAUCGAAAUUUCCUUCAAAUAUUUUAUUUUUCGCAGGCUUCUACGAACACAGAAGAUCACCUCCGUCAGGCCUACGAGUACAGCAAAAGGCUGGAAGAUCAAAUGCCGGUCAUCAGUUCUCGUGAACCUUCUCUCUUGGAUUGCCAGACUUCUCGAACCCUCAUCGGGUCUCGUGACGAUGUUUGAAAUAUUCGCCCAGUGUUCUUCAUUUAAGUGUGUUUUUCAAGGUUAACCGUGCCGCGAGCGUCGAAAGGAGCACUGGAAACCAACAGAAAAAUGUAGAAAAGUUAAUUUUUCUCAAUUUUAUGCCGAUUUCUCAGAAGCCAAUGAGCCGAUCGGCGUCAAUUUCGUCGAACGUUGGAAAUCCCGUGGAUCGUGUCGUCUUUUCGGAAAUUCCCACCCUUUACAGUCAUCCAGAUGAUCGUUUUGAUGAUGAUGCUGAGGGAGAAGUUCGUGCUUUUUCAGAAGAUUUUGAAAAGUCCUUGAUUUUUGACCCUUUUUUGAAAACUUUGUGCAGUUUCAUUAUUGGAUUUACUAUUUUCUCAUUUUUUUUUUUCUAAAAUUUCAAUCUCCAAGUGGUUUUUCUGAUUUUUUUUCUAGCUUAAAAAUGGAUUUUUAGAGGAGAAAAUGAGUUGAAUAAGGCCCUAAGAACGUACCUAAGGCACCGUACUCUAAAAAAGGACCUAAAAAAGAAGAUCCCAAAAAAAUUUUAAUUUUAAUCGAAACAGGGCAUUUUUUCAUCCUAGAAAGUCCAGUCCCCCCUGAGUUUCUACAUUUUCCGUAAUUUUAAAGUUUUCCGUUUGGAAGGAAUAGUCAGUGAGAAAAAAUAGCUCGAAAAAAAGGAUUUUAUGGUAAAAAUUACAAACCUCUUAACCAACAAGCUCAGAAAAAGAUUGAAUUUUCUUGAAUUGUUGUUUUUUUCAGCCCUUCCGACCGACUUCUGAGCAUCUCCGGACCCCGAUGAACGCCAAAAUAGCUCCAAACCGCCCGAGGAUCCUGGAACAUCAGACGAGUAUCAACAUCCCUUCGGUCAACUCGAAUAUUUAUGCCAAUGCCACCGAAAUGACCGUUCCGAUAUCGUUGAGCAGCCGCAGCACUUCGGCCGCCAAUAGCAUCAAUGUGGGGGGUUUUUUGAGGAAGAAUUGAGCUUGAAAGUUGGAAAUCGAGCAGAAAAUUAUGAAAAGGAGACUUUUAUGAUGGGGGGUAGUUUUUUGGGUGAAAUUCAAAAAGAAAAAAAAAGAGAGAUUUGCUAGGAGAAACGCUUAUUUCACACACUUUUUGACUUAUUUUUUUCAUUGAUUAUUUAUUUUUUUAAGGAUCCGAGGUCAAGUUUUUUUCUAUCCCAAGUAAUUUUUUUUAACUGAAAAGAAAGAAGUUACAAAAGCCGUUUAACGCUUGCAACAGCUCAAACUGGGUUUUUUUAUUUCAAGAAAGAAAAAUCAUUAAGUUUUUGAAACACAUUUUGAGGUUGAAAAAAAUGGUUCAAAGCACGGUGUAAAGAUAAACAGCUGUUUUUUUAUUUUUUUAUUUUUUUAUUAAGAGCUAGAAAUUUUGAACAGAAAAAAAUUUGCAAAUAACGGCUAGAGGAAUCCCGACUCGAUAGUUUCUUUCAUUUUGAAUUUGAAAUUGAGCCGCCUUUUUCGAGUUGAUGCGAUUCCGCGAAACUCGAAAAAAAGUCGUCAGAAAAAUGAGAAAAAUUUACAGAAUUUUUUUAGAAUCAGAAAAUUUCGAGUUUUGUGAAAGAACUUUGAAUCCGACAUGAAGAAUUACUAUUUUGAAUGUAUUCACAAAUGCGAAAAAGCGCAACUUGGUUCAGAACUUUCUUGUAAGAAAUGCAACCUUUCUGAAAGUUCUGCAGCUGCGUUUUUUUCUGUUAACCGAAACCUUAUCAGAGUGUUGAAAAAAAAGCACAACUCCAGAAAGUUGUGACCGAAACCCUGUUUUUUCGUAUAGGCCAUUCCGCGCCAGCUUGUCACGUUUUUCUUUCCGCCAAAAGGCCAGGUCAAAUUUAACCAACUUUCGCUUCAAGACCUUCGUUUCUUGCCGUUGUAAAAGCAGAAAUUUGAUCUAAUUUGGUAUACGGUCUUUUGGGCGGAAAGAAAAACGUGAAAAGUUGGCGCGGAAUAGGCUAUAUCUUUUCUGAGGGUUCUGUAUUUCCAGAGGCGCUCACGCCAGCCAUCCUUCAAUGAAGCGCCAGUCCGACCACUUAUCGUCACUUCAGCCUUAACUGUUUGGAAAUGAUCAUUCGAAAAACUUGAUAACUGUUUUCAUUAUUUUCAGCCCCUGGCUCAGAAAAAGUCGAAAAGCGUGACGCAAUCGGACCAGAAUCUUUUCACGCCGCAGACGGUCGCCAGAGAGCCCCGAUGUGUGAAGAAGUUCUUCCAGGUGUGGCAACGAAUCGAGGAAUUUGAAAAAACCGCUCGGCCUUCCCUCAAUGAAAAGAAUUUUUUUGAUCUUUUUAUUCUGAACUUGUCUUUGUGAUCUUUGUAAUGCGCUGUUAUUGCGUGAGAUACUUGAACAAUCGAUCAUUAAUCGUUUUUCAAAAAAAGGAUUUUUUCAACUUUUUACAAGGGAAUUAAUUUCAGUAGGUCGUUUUACAUUUGCUGAAGAUUGGCAUGAAUAAUCUAAAAAUUUCCAAAUUAGUCAAUUUUUUUCGAAAAAAAUGAGGACUGAACGUCUCAAAAAAAGGGGGUUUCGACGCAUUUUUUUGAUUUUUUUAGUAGUUCCGAAAAAGUGAUAUUAACUUCCUUGUUAGGAAAUCGAGAAUUUAAAAAAAGUUUUAUGAAAAUUUCAAGUUGGUUAUUUUGAACUUUUUGAAGUUAAAAAAAUAUCCUAAAACAUUUUUUUAUCCGGAUAUUUAGUAAGAAAAAAAGAAAGCCACAUUUUCAAAAAUGUAGAAUAAUCUCGAAAAGAUGUUUUUUUAGGUUGACUUUUUCAGAAAAAUAUUGAAGUUUCUAAGAUUAAAAAGUUUCUAGGUUGCUCUCAAUCAAAUUUCUUGAAAUUAGAAAAAAAUUUAUAAUCUUUAUUCUUCUACUGAAAUUUAUUUCAAAUCGAAAUGAAUUUUUUUACCUUGAUUAACAUGAAAAAAAUCAAAAAGUUGUAUAAAAAAAUUUUCCAACAAAAAAACGACUCAAAAUGAACAUUCUUUCGAAAAAAAUUCAAUUUCAAAGGUAGAUCAAAAAUAAUUUUUUUGGUCCUUUUUGACACGCCACGUGGGCCUGGCUCUAGGAGAUCACAAUUUUUUGGAACUUGCUUUUUUUCUGAUUUUUAUGUCGUUUUCAAAGGAAUUUCGCGAAUUUCAAAACAACCGUCAGAGAAAGAAGAGGAUGAUUAAUUUUUGGAGAGUUAGAGAUAAUUUUGAGUUCCGCGGAUAUUACUUUGAAAACGGAAUUAGUUUUUUUUUUGUACAUGUUUUUUUUUCUUUGAUUUUUCGCUUUUUUCUUUUUAUUUUAUCCGCUAUUUCAGCCACUAACUUCGGAUAUCGCUGUACAAACGGGCGGUUCGAUUCGCUUACGACAGGGUCACUGGGAUUCUUUUUGGUCUUUUUCAUUCAUUUCAAUAUUUUUUUCAAACUUUUUGACCAUUCCAGCUGCUGCCAUUGAACAACACAAUCCGGACUCAGCGAAUCCAGAAAAUUUGUCGAAUAAUAAAGAAGAAGAACGAAAUUUGGACAAUUCUUUCACGAUGAAGGGAACUUCCAGACCGUUGAUGAACAAUUCCUUUGAAAGGACUGGGGUGAUUUUUUUUUUUCUUGAAAAAAGUAUGGGUGAAUUAUAUCCUUGUCAAUUUUUCUACUUCUAGUGAUUUUGAUGAAGAUUGAUGGACUUCUAGAACUGGAAUGAUUUUUGAUUGAAAAAAAAUCAAUUUUCGCUAUAAGACCUCAAUAUUCAACGAUUUAUCAUUUAUUACUGUUUCAUUCUAGAGAUUAUUACAUUUUUUCCUAUCUACUUUUUCGAUGAAAAAGGUUUUUUCGAAGAUAUGUUAUUUUUUAAUGUAUAGGAUGAAGGUUCUAAAGUCACAAUCUGCAUUAUUUAUCUUUUUUUCGAAGGGGGAAUGCCUUAAUUUUUGAUAAUAUCGAUAAAAUAACGGUCAUCUUUGGGACGAAAGGAGGAUUUUUUUCAACGUUUUUUUGAUUUUUUUGUUUGAUUUUGUAACUUUUUGAAAAAAAGUAAAUCGAUGGUUUUUGAAAAAAACAUUCGAUUCCCAGAGCCUUUGUUUGAUGAAAAUGAAUUGCGUUUGAAAAAAAUCCAAAAAAAUUUCGUUUUAUUAAGUAAAAAAAUACUGUGGAAACGCACAAGUGAAAUAAUGUGGCGUUUUCAGCACCUCUGGCUAACAAAAUAAAAAUUCUCGCAAUAGAUCUUGUUUCCGAGUUGUGGAGGUUCAAAAUACGCAAAUUAUGCCAAAAGUUCGCUAUUUCGAGCUUUUGAAAGCUUUCGGGGAUAAAAAACGUUCCCUAGUGAAUAUAGCUUAAGCAUGAAAAUAAUGAUUUCAAGAGAAAUUUUGUGAUAACCAUGAGUUGUGACAAAAAAUAAGGAUUUGCAGCACCCGGCCGCAUCAGUCCUCAACAGCUUCCUGCAAGGAAGACUCGACAAGGACAGAGAGGCGGACGUUUCUUGCGGAGGCCCGCAUUCGUCCCAGUCGAAUUCCAGCCAUCAAGUGACCAUCGUCCAGCAGUCGAGUAGCACUAAUACGGUAAAAAAAAAAUAGGGGUUUCAUUGAGGAAUUUCGGAGCUUUGUAGACUUUUUAAAAAGCGGGAGAUCAAUCAAAAAAUAGAAUUAUUUUACAGUCAAUAGGAGGCCUCACUGAAAGUUGAAAUUCCGGAGAAAACUUAGUGAAGUGAACUAAAACAGUUCUAAAGUCAAUGAAAGAUAUUUUAAAAUCUGAAAAUCGGGAGAACCUCUGAUACCAUUUGAUAUAAAAAGAAAAAAAAAAUCAUGCGAAGAAGUAUUUUUUUUAAUCGGUAGAAAAGAAUUGAGCCAGGUUUUUGGGUGGUAUGAAAAAAACACCAACGAGAAUUCAAACGGCGACUUUUCCGAUUUUUUCAUAUCGCUAGGGAACUUUCCGACGGCCACCUUUCCGACGGAUCCCUUUCCGACUUUUUUCCCUUAUAUUUUUCGGUUUAUAAAACAUCUAUAAACAUUUUUCGUAUUUCUUUGUGUUUUAAUCAUGAACCAACUACCUACUUUAUAUAGGAAGAUUUAAAACGAAGAUUUUAUCGCUAAAAAAAGUCGGAAAAAGAUUUGUCGGAAAGUUCCCUAGCGAUGUGAAAUAAUCGGAAAAGUCGCCGUUCGAAAAUUCGUUUUUUUAUUUCUUUAUUUUUAUUUCAAACCACCAGAAAAAGCAAAGUUUUUUUGUUUUAAUAUCAACUUUUCAUUGGCAUUGUAAUAUUCUUGUGGAAUUAAUACACGAUUUGAAGGUUUUUUGAAUCAGUAAACAUAGUUUACUUAAGGAAGAGUGAAAGUACGCUUGAAAAUUUGAUGGUAUGAAAAAAAGACCAGCGAAAAUUCAAACGGCGACGUUUCCGAUUUUUUCAUAUCGCUAGGGAACUUUCCGACGGCCACCUUUCCGACGAAACUUUUUCCGACUUUUUUUUCUCGAUAAACUCUUCGUUUUACAUCUUCCUAUAUAAAGUAGGUAGUUGGUUCAUGAUUAAAACACAAAGAAAUAGGAAAAAAAAAAUAUUUACAGAUGAUUUAUAAACCGAAAAACAUAAGGGAAAAAGUCGGAAAGACAUCCGUCGGAAAGUUCCCUAGCGAUGCGAAAAAAUCGGAAAAGUCGCCGUUUAAAUUUUCGCUGGUGUUUUUUUCAUACCACCGGUUUUCGGCCGAAUUAGACAAAUAUUGACCAUUUUUUUGUUUCAGAAACAUUUUUUGCACCUUUUCAUGAGAAAAAGUUUUUUUGUAGGUAAUCCCUUUGAGACUGACUGAAAAGGGCUUUUUCUAUUAUUUUCCCGUUUUCUUCAUUCAAAAAGCCUUGAAAUAAAUGGAAAAAAAAAAUUAUAUAGCAUGAAAAGUCAUUUUGGAACAAUAUUGCACUUUUUUUCAGCUUCUGAUCAAAAUAAUCCAAAAAAAUUUUUUUGAAUUUACAAAAAUCGAAUUCAAAAAAAUUGAUGUUAAAAAAAGGUCCAGUUCGAAAAAUCUCGACCAUUUUCUGAUGUGAAAGUGUUUUUUUUCCCGUUUUUGAUCGAUAUUUGAUUUCUAGAAUUCUUGAUAUUUUUUUUAAUCUAUAUUGCCCAAUAUAUUGUAUUUCUUCUAAUUCUGAGUCUGAAGAAAGUCUUGAUGUUUUUCAAUGAGAUUUCUCAUUUUCCCGUUUCAGCUCUACCGCGAGAAGUUUGAAGCGACCGAGCGCUUCAGAGAUAACGUCAAAGAAGAGGAGAAUUUCAUGGAGUGCAAAUGGAGCAACUCGGCUCGUCCUGAACACGAAGUGACCCCCCCAAAAAAUGACAUAAUAUGAAAAGUUGUGCUUUUUUAGAACCCCUACACUCUUCAGAAAGCUCAGCCGCCCAAGAGUUUCGAGGAAAAUUCGAACGUUUUCAAAAAAUCGGGCGCAAAUUUGCCAAACGCUCAGCAGGUGAGCUGAAAAACAGACCGAAAAAUUGGUGAUGAAAAAAUUUUGCGUGACAGGUUGCAACGUUAAACUUUGUUUUCAUUUCUAAAUUUUUUACUUUUUUUGAUUUUUUCCGCAUUUUUUUAUUCAUUUAUUCAAUUGAAAGAUUUCCUGUUGUCUUGUUUGGACAAAAAAAAUUCCAAGAGAUAUUCGAAAAUAUUGAUAAAGAAAGACCUUACUAGAGAGGCCACUUCAGGGCAAAUUUCGAAAUAUUCUCAAAUUUUUUUCCAACCUUUUUUUCGAAGGUAUAGAUGAAGAAUCUCACAGUGGCUAUCUGAGUAAAAAAAUAUUACUUUUUUUAAAUAUUCAUUUUAAAAAGUUGCAAGUUUCAGAUUUAGGCCUAUUCUAUUUCAAGCGCGAGUUUUGGAAAUCAAAAAAUUUGAAAAAUGAAAAUUUGUGCAAAUAGGAAUCUUGAUCCAGACUUUCAAAAAUUAGUUGUAACAGCUUUUGGCGUGUUCAUCGGAAAAAAUAGGAACUUGUCCCGGAACGCGAAAAAUAGCUCCAAAAAAGGGUGUAGCUGACUCACGGCUGGCUUGAGCCGUCGAAAAAAAGGUCCUGACACGAGGAAAAAAGAGAUAGUGCCUAGUUGGUGGAGAGAGCAGACAGGCCACGCCCACAAAGCGUCUUUUGCUAGCCGUGACAAAAUUAUACUGUUUCGCAGUAACUUGGAGGCGCUAAUAAAAACAAUUUUACAUUUUGAAAAAUGUUCAACUCCUCUUCGAGACUUCUCUUUAGAAGUUUAUAAUCUGAGCAUCACAUUUUUCAUGUCCGCGUUCGGAUCUUCGAAGGUUAGAGAGCGCUCCAAAAUGAGAAGGCAGACGCUUUUUCUUUCUCUGAAAGCCCUCUUGUUUACCCGUGUUCUCUAGCUUUCGACUAGUUGAACUUAUAUAGGUGAUUCACGGCUGGCUUGAGCCAUCGAAAAAAGGUCCGGACACGAUAAUGCACUAGAUAGCGCCUGGCUCGUGGAGAGCGCAGACAGGACACGCCCCCUAGCGUCCCAAGCUGACUGUGAAUCAGCUAUACACAAAUUUUCAGCCUUUUAAGCGAUUUUUUGUUCCAAUUCGUGGAUAAACUGUAAAAAUGUCUCUCGUUGAGGUGUUGCCGAUGGACACGCACCACCACGACCUCCGUGCGGCGAUCCUCUCGGAAGCCCGUUCUCCGAAGGCCUCCAAGGCGACGACGCCCAGCAUGAACACGACCAAGAACUCGUUCAACUUCACGACGCCGAUCCGUCCGUCGCCCAGCGAUCGGGCCCCGCCGAAGCCGUGGCGCGACCGCAUGGCCGCCGGAUCGACGGCGUCGUCGACGCCGGUCGACCGCAUGGCCGUCGAGAUCCCCCUCAACGCCAACAAGUCCGUCCUCACCAAUGAGCAGACCGAGUCGCCCUACAAAAGCGACCGGAAAACCUCGGCCUCUACUGGUUCGUGUUAGAGUUUCUGUUAUGCCUCCAGGUGAAGACGUUGUGGUAGAAGAUUUAUUAGUAAGGAGAAACUGGACUAGACUAUUUAAAAUGAAAACAGGGGUUAUAUAUAGUCUGUUCAGAUUUUGAAUGUCAAGGCAUGGCUCAAGCUCCGCCCCUAAUGGCGCGAUAAACCAAUCAGAGAGCGAGCCAUCCACAGAGUGUUUUUGAAUGAAGUCAUUGCACUUGACAUAUGAACAGACUAUAGUUCUAAGGGAUGAGAUCCCGAAGAUUAUGGAAUGUUCCAGAAUAAAGGCGGAGUUUAUAGAUUAGAGUGAAAGGUGGAACAUUCCAGAUUUUUGAAGAUCCGUUCCGGAAGCAAUAGAAAAUUCCAGAACAAUGUGGAACUUUCUAAAAAGGUAUAGAACACUUGAGAAGGUUGUGGAACUUUCUAGACAUGGUCCCUAUGACAUAAUGUGACUAUAAUUGUACAGAAUACUAUAGAAAACUCUAGAAUGAUUAAUAUAAGCGUUCAACAGUUUCAGAGCCAUCAUCAUCAUUUUUAUUCUCAAAAUAAAGGUUAUUGUAUGAAAUUCCGGGUUCAAUGCAACUUUGCUAAAUUUAAAUUUACCACUGAAUAAGUUUUUUUUUUCACUCUGACAGUGAUUAUGAACUUCGCUGAAGUAAGGAUUCCUCUUGAUUUUCGCUUCAAACUAAUUUUUUGUUUUGUUUAUGUGUAACAUCAAAAAAUUCAUGCAAUCAUUAAAGAGAGCGGUUUUUCAAUUUGGAAAGAAUUGGCUGAAAAAGUCGGCGGCCUUAGCGCGUGUACGAUUAAAAUCCGAAAUUUUCAAUUUUCUCAGACCAUUCUUCUAACACCGGAAGUCGUGUGAUGAUCGACGCCCGUUGGACCGAUCCCAAGAGAUUCGGAGACACUAUUCGGUAAAAAUGAGCGUCAUUCCUGAGAAUAAAGAGAAUCAAAAAUAGAAAACACGUCCCACGAGGUCGAAUCAAGGAUUUGGCGACCGCUUUUGACAAUAUCCAAUCGCCCGGCAAAACGGCCGAGCAGAGCAUGGGAAGGACGUCGAGGGACACGACACAAGUCCCUUGGAAAAGCUCCGCCCAGGACUUUUCUCGGCCCCAGGAACCUCAGAACUUGAGGACUCAGGAGGCUUUCGUGCACGAAAGCGAGAAAAGCACGGCUGAAGGUGAGAAGGAUGACUUUGGUCUUUUCACAGUAACCCAUGAAGAUUACGGUAGGAACAGAAUUAGGAAAAUAGUGGCAAUAGCUUUUUUGAAGUGAAAUUUAGUUUUUUUGGAGGGUUUUCAGGCAUGAAGAAGAUUCACAAUUGAAUGGCUCAUGCGAAAAAAAAAAUUGAUGAUCUAUUUUUGAUAGUCUGUUACGUAAUAGAACUUUCUUUUAAAAAAAAUUCUUUAAAAAAAGAAUUUUCAAAAUUAAGACCAUAAGGAACUAAAGAAUCAAAUUUAGAUGGCAUGAAUUGAUGAUUUUAUCUUUACUUUUUUAUCUUCACAUCUUGGAAUUUUCGUAUCACUUUUUUUAAGUUCCUAAUUUCGAGCUUUUAGAUGUAAUCUAACAAUUUUACAAAAUUUAUCAAGUUGGAAGGGAUUGGAAAAAUAUGCAGAAAAAUAUCGGAACCUUUGAGAAAGAUUUGAUCAGAUUUAACGCUUCUGAAAAAUUUUAAAAAAAAUUACAGAAGACUCGAUGAUUGAUCAUUAUAAAAGAGCUCUCGCUGAACACGAGGAGCGCAAAAAACGUGAACGUGAACGGGAUAAUUUGCGUCAAAUGCAAAAUCGAGGCGAUUUUGCUGGAAGACAGGACUAUCUGGCCAAGACUCCGGAGAAGAAGUUUGAACACGAAAGGUGCCACCGUCGAGUUGACUUCUUGGGAAAAUGUCAUUUUCAAGAGGCUCUGAUUUCUAUCGUCACUCUUUCGACCGCGUCUCGACGGCUUCUUCUCGGCCAGAAUCGCUCCAUCGCACCUCGACACCUGUUCAUGAGCUUCAUAAGCCGCCAGGUAAAAUGAUGGCUAAGUAUAGAGUGGACACUGAAGUGGCCACUAAAAGCGACUCUAUAGAAGUAUUUUUCGUCUUAGUGGCCACUAUAGUAGUUUUUAGUGAUCUGGUAGUACCAUUUAGACUUCUCGAACCCCUAAAGUAGCCACAAAAAUUUCAAAUUCUGAAGUGCUCAUUAAGACGUCAAAACUCUAAAGUGCCCACUAAAACGUCAAAACCCCGAAGUGGCUACUCAAACGUCAAAACCCUAAAGUGGCCACUAAAAGUUUCUCCAGUUCUUCAGGAUUCUUUGAAUUUGAAAUUAGAGACAGAAAAAUGUGUAUAUGUAUACUGAAAAAAGGGGUCUCUUGAUGAAAUGAAACUUUUUAAAAUCUAUUAAGAUCGAUAAUCAAUUUCAAACGGAUAGUAUUGAUUAAAAAUGAAUAUUUUUUUCUAUAAUCAUGCGAGAUGCAUUUUCCUUCUUUUUAAUAGCUUUUUCCUAUUAGGAUUUUUUUAAAUUUUAAAUUUAAAGUUUUCAAAAAUUUACAUAUUUUUUUCUCUGUAAGACCAAUAAUUUUUUUAUAUUUUCUGUGAUUUUCUUUUUUUCAUUUUGAUACCCUUGAGAGAUCUGUAAUAAAUCAAUAAUGAAGCUUCUUUUUUACAGUCAUGGAAUCGGCGUUCGGAAGGAUUCCGUCGAUCCGCGAGACGACGUCCCAACAGCCGACGAGCUACUACCGGCCGCAGUACAACGAGUACAAGCCCAAGCCGAUGUCGCCCACCAAACCCAACUUUGCCGUUUCGAAGACGUCGACUUCUAGCAAGCCGGGCGCCGGCGUCGUUAGGUGAUUUCAGAAGUUCCCUUAAAUGAGAAUUUCUUGAACGAAAAAUCAGCGUUGUAGUUGAACCAGGCGGGUGGGCCUCUCUGGGCGGUCUAGUCCGUGUUUGGGGUUUUAGUUUUAGGAGAAGGCUGUGCCGGCUCGGAUUUGGGCCUCAUUUUCAGGAAAAGGCUGUGCGGGCUCAAGCCGGGCUAAGCUUUGAAUGAAACUUUUCAGGGGAAUUUAAACAUUUUUUCAUCCUUGCUCAAAAAAUCGGUUAAUCAUGUGAACAAAAAAGGGCCAGAAACGUGGUUUUUGACGUAGAAAAGUCUGAUAUUUGACUUGUAGAAAAUUUGCGCUUUUUAGACCGGACCGGGCUUAGAAAAAUAAAAAAACUGCCCCCAUCCCCCCCGCGGCUGUCGCACAUUGAAAGAAAUUUACGAACUAUAUCAAAAAGUUCAACUUUUCAAUUGAAACUAGCUGAACAGUCACGAAAUUACUGUUCUAUUCACUAUUAGAACUUGAAGAAAAAUAAGAAUUUUGCUCUAAUAGUUAAAUGAUGAGAAAAGCCAUGUCACACUGAAGAACUUGCUUUUAAAAAGUUCAGAGCGCAUUUUCGAAAAAGUCUGAUUUUUUCUGCUAUUUACUCAGCUAAACUUGUUUAAACCGGCUUUUUUCAUUACCUUGCUGGGUUAUAUUCCUGUACCUCAUGCCAAAAAUAAUACCGCAUUUUCCCUGCAGAUCCCUGACGCAGAACUACGAACGACACUACGGAGACCAGUCGCCGGCUGGAUCGCGCCACAAAAGAAGCCGAUCGGCGGCUCCGGCGGAGUAUCGCGACGCCGUCCCCACCUAUGGUCAUUAUGAACAGAACCCCAACGAAGCCCAGCACGACUAUGAAUCUCAGCCGCCCCAACAGCAUGCCGCUAGGUCCCGAAAAUUGCAUCACCCCCUUGAAAUUAUCAUUUUUGUACAGAUUCUCCCGCCAUGAUGCCCUCCGAAGCCAUAUUCCGACGUCGAAGAACCGCAGUUCCAGCGCCCAUCCCCGCAAUUUCAACACUUCUCGAGUAGAUUUUUUUUUUCAGUUCUUAUGGAGAGUUGAGGGAAAAGAUUAUGGUUUGCUGACUGCUUGAUUUUCGAAAAAUUUAGCGAUGUUCUGGACAUUAACUGAUAAAAACAGUGUAAAAAAGGAUGAAAAUGGAUUCAAUUUAAAAAAAAAAAGAAAGAUUUUUUUUCUUGAAAGUGAACCUGAAAGUUUGAAAAGAGUUGGUUAUUUAUGUUUUGCCAUUUUUGGAUGGCCCUUUUAAGGCUUUUAAGUCAAUAAUCGAUAUUCUGAAACUUUUUCAUACAAUAUAUUUGAAAAAGGGAAAGUUUUCCAUAGAAUCUAAGUGAAUUCACGAUUUAGGCAGUUUUUUCAACAAGCAAUUUGAAAAAGAGGUUCAAAAUUCUCUAGUCCUUCCUUCGAAAGUGUAUAACAUUUUUGCCUUCUCAGUUUGACUGAAAUCGAAAAAAAAAUUUUAAUUUUGUUAAAGAGCUUUUGUUUGAGUAGGUAGCAGCAAGUCCUGCGUUCCCUUUGAAAAAAAUAUUCUUUGAUUUUUUUCGAAUUUUCUUCCAAAAACUUCUUUUUGAGCCUCUACAAGCGUCUCCUGACAUGAACCGCAACUACGAGCAUUCCAAGGAGAAGACUGGAAAGUUUGAGUCGCCGAACAACGACGAAAAAUAUUCGUAUGGCCUGAGGACCGAGGAGGAGAGUAGUAUUCGGGGCAAGAUCGACCGGAUGUUCGACUUUGUUCAGGUUUUUUUAGUUUCGACUGAGGUAGGGGGAGGGGGCUGAAAUUGUUAAAUACUUUUUGGGUGGAACUGAAAUUGAAUGAAGGGCUGCUCCUUAUUUAAAAAAAUGGUCGUCCACUGUGUGAAAAAGAAUAAACACGAUAAAGUUAUUCAAGAAUCCCCCGAAUUCUGGAAUUGCCAGCCCCCCCUCCUCACGACUGUCCAAAUAAUUUUUCAAAAAAAUAUUCCAGGACGAAAGUCCGACAUCGCAUCAACAGCUCAGCUCGAUGGAAUCCAACCGAUCUCGCUUCGAAAAGUUUGGCCAAAAUGUUCCGGCCAACCGAUUCGCCGGCUACGUUCCCGUCGAAAAGCAGCGUUACUACGACCAGAAGGGCGAAUGGGACAGGAUUCUCCGCAGCGAGGAUCCCUACCUUCGUGACGUCGACUCGUUCGACUUCAAGUUCGACAAAACGUCAGAGAUGGACGACAUGAGCGAGAGAACCUCGACCAUGAGACAUCACGGAAGUCCGCCCGGCUCUAGUCUCGCUUAUUCGGUUCGUGGAUCGAAGUGGAAGAUUUGAGUCUUGUGUUGAGGGUUUUAUGUUCAGAAAGCUUGAAAAAAAAGGAGUGGAGACAAGCUUUUGACCAGGUUUAGCCCCGUCUCCUAUUCGGGGUCUUGAUAGCUGUUCCUGUAGUAUCUUUAACAGAAGAGAUAAAGAUAAAGAUUUUUUUUUUCCAAUUUCAGCUCUCUGGCUAUCGUGAGAUGCAGCGUGCGUUCCGCGACAAGGACCGAACCCGCGACGGCCUUCACAAUGACCAGAAGAGCCAGCAUGAGCACCUCGAGCAGUCGCCCCAACACCAGGAGCCGCAGUUCUUCCGCUCGCAGACGAUGGCCGCCCCGCACGCCGGACAGAGCAUGGCCGCCUACCGUACCCGCUACUUGCUGGGCACGCCGGCGGCUGUCGAGAAAGUCACCCUCGACAAGAGAGUUCCCACUGCUCUCGCCACCUCGACACCUCUUGAUAGUCCUUCCUCCAGGCUCAACGCCGCUGAUAACUUUUCCGCCGGUUCGUCUGCAGCAGAGUGGUGUUAUUAGGAAGAUUAGUUGCGAAAACGACAUUUCAUUCAGUUCUUUUUGAUUGGAGCAAUCAAGUCGAAAAAGUUUUUUUCUGAACGCUUUAUUUUUUUAAAAAAAUAUUUUUUUAAAGAAAAACUUUUUACGACACUUGUGGUCAUAAGCGUUCCUUCUAUUUGAGGCACAGAACAAAAAAAUAUCUUCUUCUUUUUCAAAAAGUCAUUUUGGAAUAUUCCUAAUGCUUGUUUUUUUCAAAAAGGAACGUCUAAUAAGUAAUAGUUUCGAAAGUAAAAAAGUUUUAUAAAAAGUCUCCUUUUUUUAUCUGUAAAUGAUCAAGGUUUUUCGAAACGAACGUCGGAUUAGGAGGAAAAAAAUAAUUUCCCUUUUUAUUAUAAUUUUUGAAAGGAGAAGCAUCUUCCGGGAAGAGCUCAAGUUCUAGUUUUUCCUUCUUUGUAGGAAAAAGCGACUACAACGACAACGACACGUUCAUGAGCUCGAUCAGCGCGGCGUCGGUCGCCGAGCUCCAAAUGGACUAUCGCCGAAAGAUCGAGGUAAACGGCGGGAAAUGCACAGCGAAUCCCUCCACAGUUGCAAGUUAAGAAGAUCACGCACAUGGUCAAGACGACGGACAAGCAAAUCGAGCUGAACGAGCUGGCGUUGGCCGACGCCCUCAGCAAGGGCAGAUCCAUGCAAGCUGUGGGUUGUUUCUGGACAUGAUUGUCCGGGUGCGCGGGUGCUGGGCGGGCCUUGACUUAAGGAGUUAAAAUGUCUAGAUUGGUUAGAAAUAUAGGUAUUUCAUAAAAAUUAAAAAAAUAAUUUGACGAUGGAGCCGAAAAACCAUGUGAUAGAAUUUCCGCAAAAAAUCGGUUAAUUAUAAAUCAUGCUAUUUUUGAAAUUCCGAUUUACGAAUACAUUUUUUUUUCAUUAAUUUUCCAUCUCGAACCUUGGUUACGCGAAUCGGACGUAACAGGCCAUUUCUAGGGAUCACUUAAGAGGGGUGACGCUACUAAAGUGCUCAUUCGAAACGCCCCUGAUUUUGAUAGGGAUUUUCCACUUUCUAAUGCUGUUUUUGUGUGUAAUUUUUGAUGAUAGAGCAAAAAAGUUUUUUCUUCAGUUCCAGAGAGUCUUACCUAUGUCAAAAAUCGGAAAUCUCUAUCCUUUAGGUCUUAUUUUCAUACGAUUGUCGAGCCUUUUUCGAAAAAUACUUAUAAGUUGAUAGAAAAAUAAGAAUUUACGCAUCUCAAGACUUUACUCGGCUUCUGCGCACCCACACAUGCCACCAGGCUGCCCGACGUGCUUUCGAAGGUUGAAUGUAGGUGAAAUUGCAGCUGUCGGCGCAUCGGUCGCUGCUGCUGAGCCGCGAACUGUCGCGGGUGCAGCGCGACGAGCUGCGACGACUGCACGCCCUCUCCGCGAUCCGUCGUCCCCCGCCGCCGCUCUCCUUCAACGUCAAAAGCUCCGUCGUCGUUUCCAACAUCGUCGUCCAGCUCAACAAGAACUUCUGCCAACGUCAGCACGAUAGUAUGCGUCGAGCCAUACCCAUUUCAUCUCAUAACUAUUAUUUAAAAAUGGCCGUGACUUGAAUAUUUAAAAAACUCAUUUCAAGUUUAGUUCAGAAUGAUUUCGGAGCUAGGUCAAAAUUCUUAUGUCUAGGUGGAGCUGGGUACGGAAAAACUGAAAAAUCAGCCCGCAUUUCAUAAAAAUUUUCAGCCAUUACCGUAGACCCAUUUGAGAACUUAUUUCUAUUGAUUGAAAAUUAGUCAUGACUUGAAAGUUAGAAAACUAUGAAGGUAGGGAAAAAAAAGCUCAAAAUUUGUGUCAAAAAGUUCUGAAUGAGCUGGAGCUGGUCAGAAGAUUAUGGGGCGGGAAGAUCUGAUGGAUGAAAUAAUUUGUAGCCGUACUGAUUAUUCGAUUAUAUUCAAAACAGUCGGGGAUAGAAAGUUCCGAAAUAAUUUUUUAGUGGAUUGACAGACGUUCUAAAACAUUUUGGCAAAAAAGUUUUUAGAUUCCCUUUAGAAAAAAAAGGAACUAGAACCCAAACUUCUAUAUUUUAGGUAAAAACCUUUUACUGGCACCCCAUAACCCUUGGUCGAUUUUUCUUUCUUUUUCGAAUUCUUCUAUAUAGUUUCACCACAGAAUCUACCGCAGAAAUUCGAGCAGAUUAUUAAGGUCCACUGUUAAAGGUUUCUCAAGUAGCUACACAAACUUGUCAUUUUUUAGUGCAUAAUAUUAUUCCAACUUGAAUUCCAUUUCAAUCAAUCAAAUCAUUCUUUUUUUUUGGUUUAGUCAUAGAUGUAAUCGACUAGGCGGUGAACAAGAACUUUGAAAGCUAUAACGAACAACCGCCUUUGGCGAGCUAGAAGUCCAAACGUGUAGUCGAAAGAGUUGAAAGCAUGGUCUCACGGUCCUUCGCCUUGUUUUUCUGCGUGUAGUCCAUUCAGUUGCGCCUUGAUAAGCUCAGAAUGUAGUGGGUGUUGUAGCUGGAGCCCGGAGACUGUGCCCUAGGUGGAAGCCUCAGAAUGAGUGCGACCACUUCGAGUGAAGAUUUUACACGGAAUUUUAAUCAAGUUACACUCAUUUUCAACUCUCAUGAGACUUUUCAGACGGCUCGUACGCCUUCGUGGUGUUGCUCAAGUGUGGUCAUGAAGUCGACGCGACGGAAGUGGCGCCCCUUCUCGUCAACCAGAAGACCCAGGUCGACCAGCUCUUCUUCGGAAAGCAGAUCCGGUUCGCCGAUCUUCCCGUCGACUACAUGAUCAAACUGGAAGUCUACGCCAUGGUUUGGAGAUGAUCACGUCGUCCGAAAUGCUCUCGUCUUGGUUUUCAGCGUUUGCCGGAAGUCAAGGUGGAGCAGCCGUCGAACUCGUUCACGUCCAAGUGCAAGACUCUGAUUGGUCCUCGUGAGUGGGAUUUCAGAUUAAGACAAAAUUCGGAAAAAUGUCUUGAAAAAUCAGUUACCCUAGAUGGAAUUGUAGGGCUUGUAGAAUGAUAGCUUUGAGCCAAAUUUAAAGUUGAAAAACUUAAAUUUUUGAAUUUUCUCAUGGACUCUGAAAUUGAAAAGGUUCAUAUGGAAAAGAACUAGAGUGAUGAUUUCAAAUCCUAGCUUCAAAAAAAGAAAAUCUAGAAGUUUCUAUGACUUUUCAAAAUUCCAUCUUUUAAGCUCAUCUUGUAGGUUUCUAUUAAAGUGAUCUUCUGAAUUUUCUCUUCUGAAUGACAAGCUCCCUUCCCAUUGAAAAUAGUCUCACUACCAAAAACCUGCAGCUCAACGAAAGAUCGACCCUCAAUCGCUGGAAACGGGCUUCCGACUCCGUGGACGCAUGUCCCUGGACCGCGACGCCGCCGGCGACCGCUGCUUCUACCUCGACGACGUCGCCUAUCCUCUCGAAGGCACCGUCAAGAUCAGAACUCAGUGCUCCUCCUUGCCCGACGCCAUCGAAGUCGACUACCGCGGAUUCUUGGUAGGGAUUGGGAAGAUUGGAGAGAAUGGGCCUCACAGUACAGUACUAUAACGAAUGAAAUAAAUCUUACAAUAAGGGAUAAAGGACAAGUUUCUCUACAUAGAUCUUGCUAGACAUUUGAUGAGUCUCAGAAGAAAAAUAGAAUUUUUGGGCCUUUCAGAGGCGUUCAAAGUCGAGUGGGAGUCUGAAAAGGUGUUUUUUCAAAAUUUCAAAUAUUCGUUGGAUCGUGCUAGACAUUUGAUGAGUCUCAGAAGAAAAAUAGAAUUUUUGGGCCUUUCAGAGGCGUUCAAACUUCAGUGAGAGUCUGAAAAGUUAAGAUUUCAUGGCGUUUCAGGAAAUUUUCAAAAAAUUUGAAUUUGGGUUUUUUCCCUGUGAGCUGGUUUUACCGUACUUUUUUGUCCUUUCAGUCGGUCUACCAAACCGUGAGCGGAAUGGCUUCUUGGGAUCGCUAUUGGGCCGUUUUGCGCCGUGGUGUCGUCUUUUUCUGGAAAUACCCAGAUGAUGAACAGCUUGACAAAGUUGGUCGAGUCGGUUUGCAAGAUAUAAAAAAUGCCUUUUGAAGCAUCCGUUGAUGCAAAUCGACCUGACCAAGUGUACCAACCACGCGAUCGACAAAAUGCGCGAUGGACGUCUGCCCGAGGCCCCAUUCGUUUGCCAUCGAAAUCCUCGUCGACUCGGUUUCGUCGGUUAUGGAGAAGAAACGGUAAAUUCACUUUGUAGAAGAAUGGGGUCUUUGAAAGUCAAGUUCAGAAAAUCAGCUAGAUCUGAGGUAACUCAAAAAUCAACUCGAGAAAGUUUUUUUUUAAAGAACGGUAUUUUCAUUCUAAAAAAGAAGGAGCUACUGAAAAAGAUUGUGAAAAUAUGUCUUUCAAAAUAAAGCUACUUAAUUUUGAGUUUACUGAAAAAUCGGCUCAAAAGAAGGAUUUUCCUUAGAAAAAACGUUUGGAAAAAAAUGGGGUCUUUGAAAGUUUGGCUUAGAAAAUCGGCUGGAAAGUUUGAGCCCAAUAAGUCUCAGUUCAGUGGAAAAUUAUCUCAAAAAGUUGGUUUUUUGGGCGAAAAACGGUACUUUUUUUUAAAGUUGUGAUCUUUUAAAAUUUGGCUCGAAGCGCAAAAAACAAGCUUCAAAUUUUUCAGCUCAAAUUAUAGAGAAAAAUGUGCUCUGUAGAUAAUAUUCACGAAAAAAAUUUAAAUUUUCCAAGACUUUUAAAGCUUGAAUUUUUCCUUUUUGUUCCAGUUAUAAGCGAAAAAAUGAAGGAAAAAUUAUAAAAAUACCGGUUUCUUUAUUUUAUCGGCUGUUAUCCGUGGAGCGCAUUUUUCACUGGAAUUCUCGGCUCAUUAGGGUGAAAAAUAUCCUAUCUUUUUUUGAGCUGUUAUCAUUUUAUCGAAACUUCCUAUUAAAUAAGCUUUGAGGUUCCAUUUCAAUCAAUCAAUCAAUCAAUAUUUAUUGGUUUUUUUAGUCAGAUGGUAUCGACUAGGCGGUGAAAAAUUGCUCUUUUGAGUGGCACUAACACCGCCUUUGGCGAAAAAGAAGUCAAAACGUGUAGUCGAUUGAAUUGAAAGCAUGGUCUUACGAACCUUCUCCUCGCUCUUCCACAAGUUGAUCCCUCAGUUUCGCGUGUACGGGCACGGCGGGGAUGGUAGGGCUCGGGCACGGACACCGUGUACACUCUAGGGUAGCCUCGGCCGAUUGAGAGAGCUACCACUUCGAGUGAAGAAAAUACACGGAAUUUGCCCGAAAUUUUUCUCAAACGAUCAUUUUUUCAGUGUCCUUUUGUCGGCCGAUUCGCCAGACUUGCUCAACGCCUGGCUCUGUGCCAUUAA